AAUUUCAGAGAGGGAAAUCAAAGAGCGCUAGAUGACAUUCUGCAAGAGUUCCGAAAGCAGAUCAUCUCCGAUGCCAUCGGCGCCGAGGAAUAACUCCCUGCUUUCUCCUUAAACAAACUAAAAUUGAUCUUGCAAUCCAGACGUCAGUCGCAUAUGUCUUGUGAUUGAGCGCGUGCAAUAAUGAAAUCCCAGUGGAGCAAUUUGAUCCUGUAACCAAUGGCAACAGUCCAGGCCCUGUCCUUGACCCAGAACCCUGACAAAAGCAUUGGUGCCGUUUACCCCGCAUCCUCUCUGGCAUCAGGCCACUGCAUCAUGGGAAGUGUAGGCAGCCUCAUCGAGAAGUCAGACGUGUCGCCUACCAAGAGCAAUAGAGCUGUUCCACAGGUAUCAGGACGCCAGAACCACAGUCUGCUCAAGAAAGGUUUCAACCAGAGAGAGCUGCUUAACUAUCUUAACAUAAACAAGAAGGAAGCGAAAGGCAGCAAGCACAUCAUCUCUGGGUCUUCCUCCAUCAAGAGAGAGCACAGGAGAGAGGAGGAGGACAUCUACACUAAGGUCUACCACAGGGAUGGAAAGGAAGUUGAUUUGGGAAAGAACUCACUUCCCAUAGGUGGCAAGUUUGACAAGCCACGUUUCAGGCCUUCUGCGUUUAAACCGGUAACUCCAAAAAACUUCAGUUCCAUGCAGAACAUCUACCCAUCCAAGUCGGAGGAGCACAAGAGCGGCUUAACCAACGGCAUGCAUCAGUCCUAUGCCAAAGCAGCACAGAAAUCACUGUCCACCUCUUCCACGUCCUCCUCCCCAUCACGACCAGGCACGAGUGCCUGCAAAGGCGUACUAGCAGCAGCAGCCCGGGGCCUCAGCCAAGAAGAGGAGAACGCAUCAGACUCCGGGCACAACUCUAUGAACAGCCUGCCACCCUAUCGGCCGCCGUUCUGCCCUCACUUGGGGCAAAUCAGCGCUUCCAUGGGUCACAUCAACCACAUUGGUUCGCUGGAUCGGACCUCGCUGGGUUCAAAAGGUGCUGCUUCCACCAUCACGGACGUGUCAUGCCAGAGCAUGGCUACGUUGAACCGGCUUCAGUGCUAUGGCAGCGAGUCCCAGCCCCCCUACAAGCUGUCACACUCGCUGGAGGAUGUGGUGAAGGACUUGGAGGAGCGUCUGCAGGAAAAGGAGCACGAGCUUAGGCAGAUGAGGAGGAACCUGGAUGAGAGUGAGGAUGCCAUUGCACAGGUUUUUGAAGGGAAGCAGCGUCUCUGGGAAAAGGAGGUGACAGAGUUGAAGCACCUGUACACCUCCAAACUGCGUCAGGUAUCCCAGCAUUCCCAGCGCUCACAGCGAAACCUGCAGCUGCAGCUCUAUAAGGCACAGCAGGAACGCAACAGACUGCAGGAGGAGCUGGUUGCUGUCAGGCUUGAGUGUCAGACCCUGAAAAGUCAAGACCCAAAGACACACAGUCAGAACAUUAAUCCCCAGCUCGAGGAGACCCAAUGGGAGGUCUGUCAGAAAUCAGGAGAGAUCUCUUUACUGAACAGACAGCUGCGGGACUCUCAGGCAGAGGUCACCCAGAAGCUGAGCGAAAUCUUCCUCUUAAAGACUCAGCUGCACGAGGCGUGCAAUCAGAUCCGGGCCAAAGACAGCCAGAUGGACAUGCUGCAGAUGGCCCUACAGGGCGCCCGCCGGAAAUGCCCCUUGCCUGCUUUCGAGGAUGUUCGAGUGGACUCAGGUGAUACCGGAGGAGCCAGUACCACAGAGGAGCGGCUCAGAGCAGAACUGCUGCUGGAGAGGCGGCAGAAUGAGGCGCAGACUUCAGCCUUUGAGGCUGAGAGGAGCACGUGGCAGAACGAGAAGGAGAAGGUGAUUCGGUACCAGAAGGAGAUGCAGGCCAGCUACCUCGAGAUGUACCACAAGAACGAGGCCUUGGAGAAAGAACUGGCAAUGCUGAGAGGGGGCAGGGCCAGAGGUGAAGGAGUGGGAGCAGGGGGCGGGGAUGUGGGCGGGGCCUUACAAGAAGAGAAACCACCCACUGGUCUGCCCUGGAUAGAGAGGAUUGAGUCCUCUGAAAUCUGACUUUGUUGUUUGGCCUCUCAGAUUAGGCUGAGUUUGACUUUUAAUUUCUGAGACAAUGUUUUAAGAUGAAUAAUUAUACUACUGUAUACACAUAUGAACCAAAAGCAUAAUAGAGGUGCAAAAUGAACAUUAUCUGAUGUUUUGCAUUGCAGAAGGAUUGAAAGGGAUUUUUUGUUUUGAUAAAUGUUUAUCUGAAGCAUUAUUUUUGCUUGACUGGAAUUGACUAGCACUAUUUUUCCAUUAUAAAUCUUAUUUUGUGCUUUAGUUAUCAAAUAUUACUAAUUUCUCAUGAUAAUUGCAGUUUAUGAAAGCAUCAUAUUUUAAUGCUGCCGUUCUUCAAAGACUGAAAUCUGGAGUUUGUGGAGAGUUCAAAUGUGUUCUUGUGCAUUCUCUACAAAGCAUGUUGCACUUUAAAAGCACACAACUCAAGAGUUGUCUUUGACCUAAGAUUUCCAUAAAUGCAUGAAUGUGAAAGUAUAAUUCAGAAAUGUUUUUAUGCAGAUGUGUGUACUGGACUAUUGAAAAGACUUGGAAGUUGUUGAUAAUAAGGUCCCAGGUUAGCAAACUUUCCUGUGACGUGUUAAAAACUACUGAAUUUCAUCUUCUAUUUCAUAUGUUAAUUGUGUCUGUUGUCCUUUAUCAACCUUGGCAUUUUAUCUUCAAUUGACUUUAAGAUUUUCCUUCGCUCUGUCUUCCAGUUAGUGUAAAAUAAAAGUUUAA
Myxocyprinus asiaticus (Chinese sucker) is the source of this 2790-nucleotide messenger RNA. Its product is annotated as NEDD4-binding protein 3-A-like. Lineage: Eukaryota; Metazoa; Chordata; Actinopteri; Cypriniformes; Catostomidae. The transcript has 5 exons. The coding region runs from base 217 to 2070 and encodes 617 amino acids. The record is from RefSeq and is a predicted model, not a curated record. Gene Ontology annotation, cellular component: cytoplasmic vesicle.